Molecule: messenger RNA, 1773 nt
Organism: Adineta steineri
Lineage: Eukaryota; Metazoa; Rotifera; Eurotatoria; Adinetida; Adinetidae
Source: the annotation of a GenBank genome assembly
AUGCAUUUUUUUCCAGCAAAUCCUGCAACCAUUGAAUCAUUCGAUCCAAAAUCUGUAAUUAAAAGUCAAAAAAUAAUUCAAGGUGGAGAUGCAGGUGGUGUUUAUGUACCAAAGAAAGUUGGAAAUGAAGAUCCAAAUUUACACUAUGGCAUAGUUAUUGAUUGUGGAAGUAGUGGAUCAAGACUUUAUAUUUAUGUAUGGCCAGAACAUUCAGGAAAAGAAAAUGAAUUAUUACAAAUUAAACAAUUACUUGAUAAACAAGGUCUACCUGUUGUUAAAAAACUUGAACCAGGUCUUUCAUCAAUGGCAGAUACACCAGCUAAUGCAACUGAAUAUUUAACAUCGUUAUUAGAUUUUGCUGCAAGAACUGUUCCACCAGAUAAACAUCGUGAUACUCCAUUAUACAUUCUUGCAACGGCUGGUCUUCGAUUUUUAACUCCUAAUAAACAAAAACAAUUACUCGAAGAUUUAUUUAAUGAUAUUGUUCGAGAUUAUCAUUUUCAAAUUGAAAAAACUCAUAUACAAGUCAUAUCUGGGAAAUUAGAAGGUAUUUUCAGUUGGAUUGCAAUUAAUUAUGUCCUAGGACGUUUUCAAAGUAACGAAACAGCUGAAUCAAUAUCUGUAAGUGAUGGUAAUUCCGUAUCAAUAUCAAAAAAACGACCAUCAACUGUUGGAAUUCUUGAUAUGGGUGGUGCAUCAGCUCAAAUAGCUUUCGAAGUUUCAGUCGAUACACCAAUCGAAGGUGAAGAAGUAGCCGAAUUUUCUUUAGGUUAUGAUGAACAUCAAGAAACAUUUAAAUAUAAAAUUUAUGUUACAACAUUUCUUGGUUAUGGUGCAAAUAAAGCAUUUGAAAAAUAUAUUGAUCGAAUUAUUUCUAUCGCACUUGAAAAUUCAACAUCAAAUUCAUCUCAUAUUGUCAUGAAUGAUGCUGAUUGUUUACCACGUGGUUAUUCGGCUAAUUAUACACGAAAGAAUAAAACAAUAACAAUUAUAGGUGAAGGAGAUUUUAGUAAUUGUGCAAAACAUUUAGUUACAUUACUUAAUGUAAAUGUAACAUGUAAACGUCAACCAUGUUCAGUUAAUGGUGUUUAUCAACCAACAAUAAAUUAUGAUGCACAAGAUUUUUAUGGUUUUUCAGAAUUUUGGUAUACAAUGGAAGAUAUUUUGAAAAUUGGUGGUCCGUAUGGUCGACAAACUUUUUUGAAUGCAUCAACAAAUUAUUGUAAUUCAAAUUGGACAGAUAUUCGACAAUGGUAUAAUAAUAAACAAUUUCCAAAAGCUGAUCUAAAUCGUUUAUUAUUACAAUGUUUUAAAUCUGCUUGGCUUUAUGCAUUUCUUCAUGAUGGUUUAAAAUUUCCUGUUAAUUAUCAACGUUUACGUUCAGCAUCACUUGUUAAUAAUAAUGAUGUUCAAUGGACAUUAGGUGCCAUUCUUUAUAAAACUCGUUUUCUUCCUUUAAGAGCAAUUAAUCAAGUGAAAAGUACUUUACAUUAUAAACAAUCUCAUAGAGAUUCUUCAGCGAUUAUUAUAUUAAUAUGCGCAAUGUUAGUUAUGUGUAUAUUGAUAUUUUAUCGGCAGAUACUUCGAGCUAAAAUUCGUUUAUUAUUUUAUCGUCGUGUUGGUCUUCAUUCAUCAUCAUCAAGUAGUAAUUUUAAUCAACGUUAUCAAUUAUUAACAUCAGUUGUUAUUGAUGAUUCCCCAUCAUUAUCACGAAUGUAUUCAAGUGAUAAAAUAUCUUCAUCGUCAUAUAAUGGACGGAUGAGAAGUGUUUAA